UUCUCUGGAGAGUGCGCAACAGUGUCUGUACAACCAGGAUUAUGGAACGGCAUUUGUGCACUACCUCCUGGUCCUCAGCCUCGCACCUGUGUUCAAGGACUUUGCGAGGGAUUCGUUUAGGUUCACUCUCCGUAAAUGGGCAGAAGAGUUGAACUUGGUGGGACGCAUUCAGGAACUUUUUGACUGCUAUGAACAGGCACUGGAAAUUUUCCCCAACGACGAGGUUAUCCUCAACAGUUUGGGCGAACACCUGUUCCGAAUGGGAUUUAGAGAUGAAGCUGCAGCUCAUUUUCACAAAGCCUUAAAGUUGAGACCAGACUACCCAGAAGCCAGGGAGAACUUUUACCGUGUGGCUAACUGGCUGGUGGAGCGCUGGCACUUCCUUAUGCUCAAUGACCACGGCAGGAACCUAAAGUACCAGCAAGCCAUUCAUAAGGCUGUUCAAAAUGGCUGUAACACUGUACUUGAUAUCGGUACUGGCACUGGAAUACUCAGUAUGUGCGCUAAGAAGGCUGGGGCUUCUGAGGUGUACGCCUGUGAGCUGUCAAAGACCAUGUAUGAGCUGGCCUGUGAGGUGGUGACCGCCAAUGGGAUGGACGGUAGCAUCAACAUUCUCCAUAAGAAAUCUCUUGAGAUGGAUGUGCCGACGGACAUCCCACACAGAGUGUCAUUAGUGGUGACAGAGACAGUAGAUGCAGGAUUGUUUGGAGAGGGCAUCAUAGAGAGUCUUAUUCAUGCCUGGCACCACCUCCUGCUGCCUCCAAAGAGUGAUGAGAGUGAAUUUCAAGAAGUGUCUAGUACAGGACGGGUCAUCCCAGCUGGAGCCACUGUGUUUUGUAUGGCUAUUGAGUCUCUGGAGAUCCGACGGCAUCACAGACUCUGUGUGACACAAGUGGGCGGUCUUUCAAUGGCUGUAGCCGGGGAACUCCGCAGUCCAGUGAGCUGCUGCUCUGAGCCCGAUGACUCCAUGGAGCCAUACACCACAGAGAGACUCAGCAGGCUGCCCGGAGGAUACAGACCUCUCACACAGCCUUUUACAGCUCUCACCAUAGAUUUCAACAAUGUACAUGAACUGGAAGGCCUGAGCUCAAGAGAAGUCCAGGAGAUGUGUCUGCCUGUCACUCAAGAAGGACAGCUGCAUGCUCUGGCUGUGUGGUUCCAACUCCACCUGGACAAGGAGAACAGUCUGUCCACCGGUCCCCAGGAAGACACCUGCUGGGAGCAAGCCAUCUACCCCAUCCACAGUACAACAUGUUUUGUGCUAAAGCCACAAGACAAAUUAAUUGUUGAAGUUUCCUGUCAAGAUGCCUACCUAAGACUUAACAGUGUUGCUGUGCUGAGAGACAGUUAUAAAAUCCAUCUUGACAAGCAUGUGGAGUUGCAGCAUCCUGGGAAGCCCAUUCCAAACCCAAGCCCAGAAGCAGAACUGUGUGAUGCAUUAGCGUCUCUCCAAACAAAUCACAAUCGUCCUGAAAAUGUUUGUAUCCUGGAGUGUUCAGAGAUGGCACUCCUGAACAACCAGGAUUACCAUCAAAGUUUUUGCAGUGCAUUAUCCAAACUCAUCUCAAGGUUAACAGUUAAAAAACAAAACCAGGAGAAGGAAUGUGCCAUGUUUGCACCGGACAGCAGUCUCUUCCAUAUCUUGGAUGUGUCAGAGGGCUUCUCUCUGCUUUCCCUCAUUGCCGCUCACCAGGGGGAUGUGAAAGCCUACAGCUCUGUGAAAAAGAACAAGCAACAAGAAGUACUGAGGAGACUUGCUCAGUCCAACGGUAUCUCAGAGCAGCACAUAAAGUUCUGGCUUAACCACACAGAGGAUGAGCAGAGUGUCCUACAGAGGCCUUCCCAGGAAAAGCUGUGGAGCGCCAUCAUUUUGGAUUGUGUGGAAACAUGUGGCCUCAUUCGGCAAAAGCUAAUGGAGAAAGCUUCACUGGCCAGAUGUCUACUGGAAGAAGAAGGGCACAUUUUCCCAGAGAAGAUUGUUGUUUACGGAAUGCUGGUGGAGUCCGACACACUGCUGCUAGAAAGUGCUGUCCAGGGUCGGGAGCCAACUCUGGGUUUUAAUAUUGCUCCUUUCAUCAAUCAGUUCACUGUACCAGUCCAUGUUUUUCUGGACUUUUCCACGCUUGAGUGCAGACAUCUCAGCGAGGCUCUGGAGCUCUUUGUUUUGGACCUUAUGGAUGGCAGUGCAAACUACACAAACAGGGAAGUCAAAGUACAGGCCAUCACUGCAGGAAGAAUAACUGCAAUUCCUUUCUGGUAUCACAUCUACCUGGACCAAGAGAUCAGCGUGAGCACGCUUAAUCAGAACUCUCACUGGAAGCAGGCAGCUGUUGUUCUGCAGGAGCCUCUGGAGGUACAAGCUGGAGACUGGGUCCACCUCGCUGUGAAGAUUCAUGAAAGUACCAUCUCUAUUUCAGCUCAUAUCAAAAACACACCUGAGCAGAUGGACUGAUGUUACCUUUGUUAAACGUUUUAUUCUUAAAGAUUUAAGGUCUCUUCGCUGUCACAUUAUCUGUGGGAAUUGUAUUAAACCCUAUAAAUGUCCAUUUUCACUAUUAUUUCAAAUAAUUGUCUUCCCCAGGAUCACUUUUCAUGUAAUUCCAGACCUAUUUUCAGACAUUUCAAGACAGAUGGAGUUCUCUGUUUAGACGUUAUUUAAUUAUAGUCUUUCUAAAGGCCCUGUCACACAGUGACGUAUAGCAUCAGCAAAUUGCAACAUCUGAAAAAAAAGACAAACACGCUGGUGUAACUUGUGUUUGUUAGGUGUACGUUUUGAAUAAGUUAUCAGUAUGCUGUUAAAAGAUGGCCAGCCAGUAAUUUUGUGCAUGCAUCAAGUUUUCAUUGUAUGUCGACGUGUUGCUCCCAAGUUAAGUAUAAGUUACAGGUAUGGGACAAGUAAGUUACGCAUAAGCUGACAUAUGUCAGAAACCAGCUAGGCAAUUGUGAAGCAAUUCAAUUCAGUUUAUUUAUAUAGC
Molecule: messenger RNA, 2975 nt
Organism: Nematolebias whitei (Rio pearlfish)
Lineage: Eukaryota; Metazoa; Chordata; Actinopteri; Cyprinodontiformes; Rivulidae
Gene: prmt9
Product: protein arginine methyltransferase 9
Exons: 12
Coding region: 260-2452 (730 amino acids)
Biological process (GO): peptidyl-arginine methylation
Molecular function (GO): protein-arginine omega-N monomethyltransferase activity
Source: RefSeq, a predicted model, not a curated record